AUGGCCUCCCUCAGUAGUGGCGAACAGCACAAUCCUCGCCCGGUCCAAGUGACGAGGGCCGAUCAGGUCAAGACAGGGCAUGGGCAGACGGAUGGCAUGAUCCGGCAGGUAUGUGCAAUCGCAUUUGCUUUGACGAUCAGUUUGCAGUUGAAUCCGGAAGGGGGCGCCAUUCAACCAGAGAGGAGCCAAUAUGGCAGAGUUUGGGAGUAA
Molecule: messenger RNA, 210 nt
Organism: Cladophialophora bantiana CBS 173.52
Lineage: Eukaryota; Fungi; Ascomycota; Eurotiomycetes; Chaetothyriales; Herpotrichiellaceae
Exons: 1
Coding region: 1-210 (69 amino acids)
Source: RefSeq, a predicted model, not a curated record